Messenger RNA from Chelmon rostratus (copperband butterflyfish), 2362 nucleotides. It is a transcript of the gene gabra6a, whose product is annotated as gamma-aminobutyric acid type A receptor subunit alpha6a. Gene Ontology annotation, molecular function: transmitter-gated monoatomic ion channel activity involved in regulation of postsynaptic membrane potential; benzodiazepine receptor activity; GABA-A receptor activity. Lineage: Eukaryota; Metazoa; Chordata; Actinopteri; Chaetodontiformes; Chaetodontidae. The coding region runs from base 269 to 1489 and encodes 406 amino acids. Gene Ontology annotation, biological process: signal transduction; gamma-aminobutyric acid signaling pathway; synaptic transmission, GABAergic. Gene Ontology annotation, cellular component: postsynapse; neuron projection; synapse. The record is from RefSeq and is a predicted model, not a curated record. The transcript is spliced from 8 exons.
UUUAUGUGCUGGAUAAGGUAAGUCCCUCGCUGCUGAACAUGGAUCAAAGUACAAUGAGCCUGAGUGUUUAGACUUUUGUUUCUCUGCAGUCUUGGUAAUGUACAUGGGAAUGAGAAGAUUAACUCAGACAACAUCACUCGCAUUUUGGAUCGACUUUUGGAUGGUUAUGACAACAGACUGCGACCUGGAUCUGGAGGUAAUUCAGUAAUUCUUAAAGCCUUGUGUCUGAAGACUUAGACCGUGUUUGAGAUAAAGCUCGUGUUGCACUAUGUGCAUUGUGCAGCUGUUAAUUACUGUUGCAGGUGGUGUCACAGAGGUGAAAACAGACAUCUUUGUCACCAGCUUUGGACCUGUUUCAGAUGUUGAGAUGGAGUACACCAUGGACAUGUUCUUCCGUCAGAUGUGGGUUGAUGAGCGGCUGAAAUUUGAGGGCCCCACUGAAAUCCUGCGGCUGAACAACCGCAUGGUGGACAAGAUCUGGACGCCUGACACGUUUUUCCGCAAUUCAAGGAAGUCUAUCUCUCACAACACAACCUCACCGAACAAACUCUUCCGCAUCAUGCAGAACGGGACAGUCCUCUACACCAUGAGACUGACGAUCAGCGCAGAGUGUCCCAUGAGGCUGAUGGACUUCCCCAUGGAUGGCCACGCCUGUCCUCUCAGGUUUGGAAGCUAUGCCUACACAAGCAGUGAAAUCCUGUUCACUUGGAGGAAGGGGCCAAUCGCGUCUGUCGAGUGUCCCACGGAGUCCAUGAGUCUUCUGCAGUAUGAUCUGGUGGGACAGACGUUGUCCAGUGAGAUAUUCAAGUCAAACACAGGUCACUACUCUGUGCAGGUGGUCCAUUUCCACCUCCAGAGGAAGCUGGGCUACUACCUCAUACAGACUUACAUCCCUCUCAUAAUGGUGGUUGUGCUGUCGCAAGUCUCCUUCUGGAUCAACAAAGAGUCUGUUCCUGCACGCACAGUUGCUGGCAUCACCACAGUGCUGACAAUGACCACCCUGAGCAUCAGCGCCCGCCAGUCACUUCCCAAAGUCGCCUAUGCCACCGCCAUGGAUUGGUUCAUCGCGGUGUGUUUUGCCUUCGUGGCGUCGGCGCUCAUCGAGUUUGCGGCGGUGAACUACUUCGCCACCCUCCAGGCCCACCGUCUGAAGAAGCAGAAAGCUCGACAAGACAAGCUCGAGGUGUUGGCGACCAGCAGCGAGGAUGGAGACACCAUCUCGUUGGACAGCAGCCCUCAGGAAGGCCUGAAGAGGAGAAACCACUCAGUGAGUCGCAGCGAGGCAGGAGAUGCUCCGCCGCUGCCGAUUUUCCUCCAGCAAGGCUCAGCUUUUCCUCAAAUCCCGCAGCUGGCCGGCACCAGCCCCAUCGACAAGUACUCCCGCGUCCUCUUCCCCCUGGCCUUCGCCCUCUUCAACCUAAUCUACUGGUACAUCUACCUGGCCAAGGACACCAUGGAGAGUGCCAGGGACGUGGAUAUCCAAAACUGAGAGGACCGGGAAAAGGGCACGUGCAGCCGGGGAGACCUUCAGCAUCCAGCCUGCCUCACCUCACCCUCCUCUCUGCAUGUGUGUGUGUGUGUGUGUCUGUGUGGACAAGCUCUCAGCAGUCACUCUGCUCUCAUCUGACAGAGGAAAUGAAUCAGAAACUCAUUUAUUCUCCUGCCGCACAUCCAUUCAUUUCACAGGCUGUGACCACUGCCCACUUGUGUUCUGAUCAGUAGCUGAAGAGCUGCCCUUCACGGGCCUCAAUCACUUUAAAGCUGCGUACACACAACAACUUCUCUGGGCCCCCGGACCGAGACAGACGCCACACACACACACGCACACAUACAGUACGCAUGACGCUCAGACACACACGAGCACGCACACCCAAACCAAGAAACACAUCAAAAAGAAGUGGAUGAUAUAAUCUAUGAUGGCUGUAACUGGUGGUGAUGCAACAGUGAACCAAUGCUUUCAGAAGCCUGCCCUCUACAGAAGCACAGCUCCCACUACAACAAGAUCAAAGGCAAUUUAGAGGAGGCUCGCGUCCCUCCCCGCGGCUUCAGAAAUGUACUCAAACCUGAGAAAAUGAAUUGUGGGAUUGUGUUUUCCAUCCCACCUUUCUGCUCUGGCGCUCUGGCGCUCCCUUUGCAUUCGCAGAUCCACUGCAGGUCCUGUGGAAACAUCGCAGGGAAGAGUAGGAUGUAAUACCCAUGGGUCUCCAUGACAUUAAUUUUCUAUUUUUUCGUAUGGAUGGUGCAUCUCUGUUGGGCACAUGUGUUUUUAUGUAAAGUGUCUACCUGUAACUGAUGGAGCGUUGUUCUCUGUUUAGCUGCUUAACGUGUGCAGGAACAUAAGAACUGAGGGAAUAAACUUGAU